CAGUUCAUUUGCGCCUCUCGAAGUCCCUCUUUUUCUCUCUCGCGCCCGCUCCCUCUACUUUCUUUCUUCCCCCCCAAAAACCCUAGCCCCCAUCCAAAACCCUAGUUUCGCUUCUCCCCUCGCCGCAGCAGCAUAAUCCAUGGAGUUCUGGGGAGUGGAAGUUAAGGGUGGAACACCUCUGGAAGUAAGGGUUGAGGAAGACACUGUGAUUCAUCUUUCACAGGCAUCGCUUGGCAAGUCAAAGAACAAAUCUGAAUCUGUGCCUCUGUAUGUUGAGUUGGACGAUCGGAAGAUUUGUCUUGGAACUCUUUCCCAUCAGAAUUUCCCUCAGAUACCAUUCGAUUUAGUAUUUGAAAAGGAUUUUCUGCUCUCUCACAGCUGGAAAAAUGGGAGUGUGUACUUCUGUGGUUAUAGAUCUCCCAUGCCAGAGGAAGGAUAUCCUUUUUUAUUUUUUUGAGGAUUAGAUGAUUUAACACUAUUUUAGGUUAAGAGAGGUUCUUCCACGAGUGGUUAUACUUUAUGUUAGACUUUUGAGUUUGACUAUCUAUCUUGGUUUAAUUUAAACUAGGGUGGUAGGACAUUGACACUACAAUUGGGACUUAGAAAUAGGUCCUUGUGUUUCAAGUUGGGGGUUUUGUUGAAGUUUUAGGUUUGCGUAGCCUGUAGUGCUCUGUGAUAUGACAGUGCUAAAAAAAUACUUUUUAAUUAGCAAAGCUUGUUGGUAGAACUGUAAUGUGUUAAGGUUGAGAUUUGGGAGCUUAAUUUUAUCAUCCUUUUAUGUCUUAAAAGAACUUUUGAAUGUCAUCUUUUGCUUCCCUGACCUGUUUUCUUCUUUUGCCACUAAUUAUUCAACUGAAGAAGAGAGUGAGGAGGAGGAGGAAAUGCCCUUGGUUGCGGCAGAAAAUGGUAAGCCCAAGCCAGAGGAAGAAAAUGAAAAAUCAGUUAAGGCUAAUGCUGCUAAACCCGAUUCUGCAAAACAAAAUGUCAAGAUAGCGGAGCCAAGCAAGGAUCAGAAAUCUGAGGAUGAUGAUGAAGAUGAUAGUGAGGAUGAUGAUGAUUCUGAAGAUGAAGACGAAUCUUCAGGAGAGGAGAAUAGUGAUGAGAUGUCUUUCGAUGAGAGUUCAGAUGAGGAGGGUGAAGAGACACCUGUUAAGGCUGAAGCGAGCAAGGAUGCAGGAAAAAAGAGACCUAAUGAAUCUCCAACAAAAACACCCCAAGCAAAAAAGGCAAAAUCAGCUACUCCUGAGAAGACAGACGGUAAGAAGGGUGGGCACACUGCAACUCCUCACCCAGCAAAACAGGGUGGGAAAGCUGCUGCACAGACUUCUAAAUCUGGUGGUCAAGUCAAGUGCAAUUCUUGUAGCAAGACAUUUAACUCUGAGCAAGCCCUGCAAUCUCACUCUAAGGCCAAGCAUAGCAGCAAGUGAGCUGGAUUGUUGUCUGUGGUGGAGAUGCUGUUUUGGUUAUUUUCAACCAUAUUUACCAUCUAGAGUGGCUGAUUUUUCUUUGUUUUAGUUGUAUUUUGAUGGAGUAUUUGAAAUUUUUAAUGCAUAUUAAACUUAAGUGCUUUAAGUUGAAGGUUUAAGGUUCUAUCAUAGAGUUAUUCCUUCUAAAUUCCAUCUUUGUGAAAUCUUAGAAUUUAUUUAAAUGAAUUUUCCUGUGUAACAUGUGAAGGGGAGGAACAUUGUGUUGCUUGUUCCUUUUUCACCAAAAAUUAUCAACAAUUCACCAUUCUUGUGUCUCUCCAUGCACACUCUUCACAAUCGGAAAAGGUAGGAAUAAAAAAGAGUCAAAUGU
This is a messenger RNA of Rubroshorea leprosula, 1797 nucleotides long. Lineage: Eukaryota; Viridiplantae; Streptophyta; Magnoliopsida; Malvales; Dipterocarpaceae. The record is from the annotation of a GenBank genome assembly.